Messenger RNA from Mucor velutinosus, 2097 nucleotides. RefSeq lists its product as uncharacterized. The record is from RefSeq and is a predicted model, not a curated record. The transcript has 5 exons. NCBI's taxonomy places the organism in Eukaryota, Fungi, Mucoromycota, Mucoromycetes, Mucorales, Mucoraceae. Gene Ontology annotation, cellular component: fungal-type vacuole membrane; vacuolar transporter chaperone complex. The coding region runs from base 1 to 2097 and encodes 698 amino acids.
AUGAAGUUUGGACAUACUCUUCGUACAUCUUUGAACCCUGAUUGGUCAUAUCAUUAUGUUGCGUAUGAAGAUUUGAAAUCUAUCCUCAAAAAGGAGGCACUCGGUGGUGCCUGGUCUGAAGAAAGCGAGAGUAAAUUCGUUGAAAUGUUGGAAAAGGAGCUCGAUAAGGUGUAUUCAUUUCAGCGCGUCAAAUUGGGAGAGAUCAACCGUCGUAUCGAGAACGAGGCUCGAGAAGUAGAUAUACUGUGCCAGUCCGAGAAUCCCGAAGAGGACGAUUUUACUGCUUCAGAGAUUGAAUUGGGGCACAUCAUUGCAGACGUACAUGAUUUGGCCAAGUUUACAAGACUGAAUUACACUGGCUUUCUGAAAAUCAUCAAGAAGCAUGAUAAAGUGACAGGAUGGCCAUUGAAGCCCAUGUUUGGCGUGAGAUUGAACGCAAAGCCCUUCUACAAGGAAAACUAUGAUGCUUUGAUCAUUCGCAUCUCUACCUUGUACGAUCGUGUGCGCACUCGUGGUAAGGAGCGUGGUGGUGAUUCAGGUGCUGGUGGCAAGCAAUCUGCCUUUGUCAGAAACACAACAAAGUAUUGGGUCCAUCCUGAUAACAUCACCGAACUCAAACUGGUCAUUCUCAAGCAUUUGCCUGUGCUCGUUUUCAACCCUAACAAGGAGUUCGAGACCCAGGACUCUGCCAUUACCAGCGUCUAUUAUGACAAUGAUGAUUUUGACCUCUACAUGGGCCGUUUAGAAAAGACUGAAGGAGCUGAAGCUAUUCGUAUGCGUUGGUAUGGUGGCAUGGAUUCGAACACGAUCUUCGUGGAACGUAAAACACAUCAUGAAGAUUGGACAGGUGAAAAGUCCGUCAAGGCACGUUUUCCAAUCAAAGAAAAGUAUUUGAAUAGCUUUCUUCAAGGCACCUACACCACUGAUGAGUUGUUUGCUAAAACAAGAGAGCAAGGCCGUAAAUCAGAAAAGGAAAUCCAAGAACUGGAGCAACUCGCUCAAGAGGUGCAGUAUACCACACUGACCAAGCGUCUUCACCCCAUGAUGCGCACCUUUUACAACCGUACUGCUUUCCAAUUGCCUGGCGAUGCCCGUGUACGUAUCAGUUUGGACACGGAAUUGAGUCUUAUCAGAGAGGAUAAUGAAGGUAAAAACAGAUCAGGAGAUAACUGGCGUCGCAUGGACAUUGGCGUGGAUUAUCCUUUCAAGCAGCUGCCUGAAAGUGACAUCUGCCGUUUCCCCUAUGCCGUGCUGGAAGUCAAGCUUCAAACACAUGUUGGUCAAGAACCUCCCCAAUGGGUCUUGGAAUUGGUCAAUUCUCAUCUGGUUGAAUCUGUGCCCAAGUUUUCUAAAUUUAUCCAUGGUUGCGCUACGCUGUUGGAAGACAAGAUCAACGAUCUGCCCUUCUGGUUGCCUCAAAUGGACAUUGACAUUCGUAAGCCUCGCAACAAGGUAUUUGGUGUGUCUCGCCCUGAGGCUCUUUCAAGUAGUUCAGUGUCUGGAAGUAGCGGUAGCGCAUACGAUGGAUCCAAAUUGACUACAGACGAGAAUGUUCAAAUUGCCAUGCGGGAAGCAACCGAAUCAACACCUCUACUAAUUGGCGAUGGCAACUUCCACACAGGCAAUCGCACCAACAAGGACGAGGAUGGUCUAUUGAAGCAGCUAUCGCCAGCUGGUCUCAAGAAUCUAUUCAAAAAGUCCAAGACCAUCUUUAUCCGCAAGGAAGCAUCUCCCGCAAAGGGUCGUGGACGUCCCAUCCCUACCAAGGCUCCUCCUGCCAAGACAUACUUUGCUAACGAACGUACCUUUUUGCACUGGCUCCAAUUCACGCUCUUGUUGGGCGGUUUGGCUAUUGGUUUACUGAACUUUUCUGACAACGUGGGUCGUAUUUCUGCAGGCAUCUUUACACUUUUGUCCAUGUCUGUCAUGAUUUACGCCCUCUACAAAUACCAUGAUCGUGCUGAUCGAGUGGAGAGAAAUGAGCUGGGUGAUUUCUCUGAUAAAUAUGGUCCUGCUGUGUUGACCUUCUUUGUGGUAGUAGCUAUCUCUAUCAACAUGUUCCUUCGUAUUGCCAUGGACGGUAGCGAUAGGGACUAA